AUGGUGUGCCCGGAGCACUCACUCCGAACUAAACCGGGCAUCCCGAAGAAGCUAUCGAAUCUAGAGCAAAAGCAACAUUCAUGCGACAGAGAAGAAUGGGUGAAGAAAGGGUAUGAUGGACGAAUUGAACUCGCUAGGGUUGACGAAAAACUCGGAGACUGCGCCUAUCCGAUGAGCUAUAUUCAGUGCCUGGAAAUAGCACAAACGAGAGAUGCAGCUGGGAUCCUGACGUCAUCCACAGGUGGGAAAGCAACAACAUGCCUCUGCAUGCUGUUUGAUGCACUUGGUGGCAGACAGAAGGAGUUAGUCUAUCGACGUAAUACACAACUCAUAAAGUUGCUGAAAAUUCUUCGACAGCCCAAAACCGAUUUCGCUCCUCCUGGGGCUCACUACUUGCAAAUCGUUAGUAAUCCGAAGAGAUCCCGAAUUUUUAAUGAAGGCAUCGUCCUCUGCUUCCCGGACGUCCUCAGUGCUUCUGUACCUUUCGGUAUAGAUUAG
Messenger RNA from Opisthorchis viverrini, 498 nucleotides. RefSeq lists its product as hypothetical. Bases 1 to 498 code for a protein of 165 amino acids. The record is from RefSeq and is a predicted model, not a curated record. The transcript is spliced from 5 exons. NCBI's taxonomy places the organism in Eukaryota, Metazoa, Platyhelminthes, Trematoda, Opisthorchiida, Opisthorchiidae.